Notothenia coriiceps (black rockcod) is the source of this 2811-nucleotide messenger RNA. It is a transcript of the gene ppp2r3b, whose product is annotated as protein phosphatase 2, regulatory subunit B'', beta. Bases 355 to 1872 code for a protein of 505 amino acids. Gene Ontology annotation, biological process: protein dephosphorylation. NCBI's taxonomy places the organism in Eukaryota, Metazoa, Chordata, Actinopteri, Perciformes, Nototheniidae. Gene Ontology annotation, cellular component: protein phosphatase type 2A complex. The transcript is spliced from 13 exons. The record is from RefSeq and is a predicted model, not a curated record. Gene Ontology annotation, molecular function: protein phosphatase regulator activity; calcium ion binding.
CCCUGUCGCUUCUUAUCGCCCCACCGGCUUUGAGGCAAGGGCUCCCUGACCCCCGCACAGUGUAUGUGUGUGUGCGCGCGUAUGUGCAUGUUAUGUAGAGGCUGGGACAGAGCGGCAGGCAGGCAGAGCUGAGAUUGUGCGACCAGAUCUGGAAUGGGAGAGAGAGUCACAGUAGCAGCUGCUCCCUUGCAUUAAGAGGCUCUCACUCUGACAGAGGACAAUCACAGGGACACAGAGGACUUCCACUGCGGCCACGGCCUUUUGCUCACAGAGUGAUUUGUACACAGUCAAGAGGAUACCGCCGGAUUCACUCUUGUGUUUGUGUAUGUCUUCCCCAUCCUGUCCGGAGCGAGGAUGAGGAUGAGGGAGCUCUCUCUGCGUCAGGAUCCUGACCUGAGGAAGGAGUUGGCCCUUCUGGCACGCGGCUGUGACUUUGUUCUGCCCUCUCGAUUCAAGAAGAGGCUCAGAGCCUUCCAACAAGGACAGGCCCAGGUGAGGACGGAGAAGCCCGUCCCCACAGCGCUGAGUGAAAGCAUUCCAAAGUUUUACUUCCCAAAGGGACGGCCGCAAGCCAACAUCAACAUCGACACCCUCAUUACCAAAAUUGAGAAAACAUUUUCCCAAUUCCCAAAUGAAAGGGCCACCAUUGAGGACAUGGGGCAGGUCGCCAAGGCCUGUGAGUGUCCUUUCUACUGGAAAAUGCCAUUGUUCUGCUUGGCUGGAGGCGACAGGACCGGCUUCGUGUCCGUUCACAAGUUCGUGGCUAUGUGGAGAAAGACUCUGCAGACCUGUCACGACGACGCUACUAAAUUUGUGCACCUCUUGGCCAAGCCUUGCUGUAAUUACCUGGAACAAGACGACUUUAUUCCAUUCCUGCAGGAUGUGGUGAACACACACGCAGGCCUGGCCUUUCUGAAGGAGGCACCGGACUUUCACUCACGAUACAUCACAACGGUGAUUCAGAGGAUAUUCUACAAUGUGAAUCGUUCAUGGACCGGAAAAAUAACAUGCUGUGAGCUCAGGAAAAGUAACUUACUUCAGAAUCUGGCGCUGCUGGAGCAGGAGGACGACGUGAACCAGCUGACAGACUUCUUCUCUUAUGAACAUUUCUACGUUAUCUACUGCAAGUUCUGGGAGUUGGACACCGACCACGACCUCUACAUAGACCAGAAAGACCUGGCCCAGCACAAUGACCAAGCCCUUUCCCAGAAGAUGAUUGAGAGGAUAUUCUCAGGGACAGUCACAAGAGACAGAAAGGUGUACAAGGAGGGGCGGCUGAGUUACGCUGAUUUUGUCUGGUUCCUUAUCUCUGAGGAGGACAAGAAGACCGACACCAGUAUAGAGUACUGGUUCCGCUGUAUGGACCUGGACGGCGACGGGGUGCUCAGCAUGUACGAGCUGGAGUACUUCUACGAGGAUCAGUGCCAGAAGCUGGAGACCAUGGCCAUCGAGCCCCUCCCCUUCGAGGACUGCCUCUGCCAAAUGCUGGACCUCGUCAAGCCGGAAGUGGAAGGUAAGAUCACUCUGCGGGACCUGAAGAGGUGCAAGUUGUCCCACAUCUUCUUCGACACGUUCUUCAACAUCGAGAAGUACCUGGACCACGAGCAGAAGGACCCGUUCUCCGUGAUCAGGGAGAUGGAGACAGAGAGCCAGGAGUUCUCCGACUGGGAGAAGUACGCUGCGGAGGAGUACGACAUCCUGGUGGCCGAAGAGGCCGCCAACGAUCAGUGCAACGACGCGUAUGAAAAUCCUCUGAGCCCUUUAGGGCAGCACAUCUCCACUGAGCUGGGUCUGACAAAGAGACACUUCUUUCAGAUCCCCAGUCCACACUGCAACCUGGACGAAUAUGAAUAUGAAGAUGACUUUGAGUGAUCCUGUAGCGUUUCCUCACCUGCUGAGUGCCGUGCGCUCCAGGAAACAGCCCAACCUGCAGUGGAUGAAUCUCUAUCAAGACAGAUUCACAGGUUCAGGACAAACUUCAAUAAACAGGAAGUGAACAGAGCACUGGUGGGGUCAGAUGUGCUGGAAAAAUGGACGCAGUAUCACACAUUUGGACAGGAAAUAUGAUCAGAGCAGAUGGUGGUUGCUCAAAUUACCGAAUGUUUUAAAUAUGUUCACCAGCCUCGCUUACAGAAGUCAUCACAGCUGACUUUGUGGUGUCACAAGCGGCACGUUUAGACCUCUGCACGUGAACAAAGGAAAAGUCGUGUAAUGCUUUGUAUAAAAAAUAUCUGGGGCGAGUGUUAUCUCAUCUGAAAAUCAGUAUCGUGUUAUAACAUUCAUGAGCUGAAUCACAUUCUGAUUGGUUGAUUCGGGAUUUGAGCUAAAUCACAUUCUGAUUGGUUGAUUGGGGAUUUGAGCUAAUUAUCAUCUGAAGUCAUUGGCUAGUGUUACAUUCCAGUGAUCAUAAUGGAAGCUUUUCUACAAGACUGUAAAUUCAUGAAUGGGUGUUUGUUGAAAUGAGGAGUUGCCAAACAAACCACCGUCAAGCCUGUUGCACACAGUUCACACUGCCAAACACACACACACACACACAAUAUUUUGUACAGGUCUGCACUCAUUAUGACAUAUAUUUACUGUAUUUGUGAGAUGGGGUUAUUAUUAAAUUAUUAGAGAAGAGUUUAUAAAUACCUGUAAAUAUUUAUUCGGUGCUUGCUGUGUUGUAAAUGAUUCGGGAAAUUGUUUUAGAGACUUUUUUCUAUGUUACCAAGUACUUCAUUUGUAUGUACUUUGACGGAACAAAAGGAACCAAUUUUAAAAUGUUUUGCUUUUCUUUAAAUUAAUAAUAAAGCCUUUUAAUGGGAAAGUAAA